CAACAACUACAGAGCAUGGCACAGCCCGGUGAAACAACGCAUGCGUAUGAGUUAUGUCAAUCGAUCGUGAAGGACCUAGACUAAGAUGUCUGGAUGAAGAGACGGGGCGAAUACAAACUCCUCAAGAAUGGAAAAUGCAAACAGAGGUUACUAUUUGGAAGGAAGGAACAACAGCUAUCAAGGAAAAUCAUAUCAGAGUGAUAGAAAUGGCAAAACCGGUCAAGAUUAUUAUGGAAAAGAUACUACAGAGCAAGCUGGAUAUGGCCAUCAGAGUGGAGGAUAUCAAGUAGAUAAUUUUAAUCCUUCUAAUAUGGAAUGGAAUUCAACAUAUGAUGGUCAAGAAAACCAACACCAUUCUGACGAUGGCAGGACAAGAGGGGUAGAGGGAGGGAAUGGAAAAGGUGAUAUUUUUGGCAGAGGUGAAUUUUAUGCAAAAUCUGACCAGUUUGGGAGACAAAAAAGAGGGUAUAAUGAGCAAGAAGGGUUGAGGGGUGGAGAUCGAGGACAUGAAGGUGUAAAAGAAAGGGACAGAGAAAUUGAUAGAGAAUUGGAAAGAGCAAGAUACGGUGGUAAACCUGAUAGAGAGACAUGGGACACGACUGCCAGAGGAACUAGGGACAGGGAAGAAAAUGACAGACCAUGGGAUAGAGAGAAAGAAAGAAACAGAGAACGUGACAGGGGUAAAGAUAGGGAGCGAGAUAGAGACAGAGAACGAGAUAGAGAAAGGAACAGAGACAGGGAAAAGGAAUCAUACAGAGACAGAGAUAGAAACAGAAGAAGAGAUGAUAGAAGUGAAAGAGACAGAGAUGUAAGGCAAAGAGACAAGGAGUAUGAUGACAGAUAUUCUAAAGAAAGGAGGAGGGGUAGUGUUGACAGAGAUCGAGAUGUUGAUAGAGAAAGAAUUUCACCGUCGGCUCAUAUCAUGGUGAGAGGUUCACCAUCUGCAUUGACAAAAGAAGACGAUAUUGGUGCAGAGCUGCAGCGCCAUAAUCUAGACUACCAAGAUAUCAAAAUUGUCAGAAAUAGACAUGGCGAAUCAAGAGGUUUUGGAUUUGUUGAUUUUUAUGAUGUUGCAACAGCAGAGAAGUGGAUGAAACUCACAAGGGGAACAAUUGUAGUGAAGGAUCAGCGAAUUUCUUUGGAGUAUAGCAAAACAAGAGCACAGCCAUUCACACAUCACCAAAUAGAUGUUGACUGGUACUGUAGCAAGUGUAGAACGUUGAAUUAUGCAUCCCGGAAAAGAGUUACUUGCUUCUCCUGUGGAGAGCACCGCAAAGACUACCAUCCAGAUGGCUCUGAUGAUUAUGAUUAUGAUGAUGUUAGCCAUGUCCGAGAUUCUCCAAUGUCAGCACCUCCAUGUAAUGUCUUGAUGAUGCGAGGACUUGAUACAAAUACUACAGAGGAAACGAUUCGAAAUCAUUUGCUAGAGUUAACAAGUGUACCAGUUUAUGAUGUAAGACUUAUAAAAGACAAAAUGACUGGCAUUUCAAGGGGAUUUUGUUUCAUAGAACUUGGUUCCACAGAGGAUGCAACAGCACUUCUUGAAAAAGUUCAGGAAUCAGAUCCAGCUUAUUUCAUUGAAGGCAGAAGGGUUUCUGUUGGCUAUGCAAGGAAUACUCCACACCCACCGCCAAGACCUAAACAAGGUCCCCAUCCAGGAUCUGGGCAGCCACAAGGAACAAAGAAUGUCAAUUUAGCAAGUGUUGCGAUAGCUCAAGCCCAAGCUGCACAGGUUCAAGGACAACCUACAGAAUUUUCUUAUAACACCCAGUCAAAUAAGCAGUACACCCAAGCUGUAUCAGGGUCUCAACAGGCUACAGAUGGUUCACAGCCAUUUGCUCAGUCAAUGCAAGCCUAUGGUGAAAAACAGUCACAUACAGAAGCAGUGCAGCAACAAGCAGCUCACCAACAUGAGCAGCAGCAACAACACAAGCCCCAGCCCCAGCAACGUCCUGCUCAAGGACAGAAUGUGUAUGCUAACUAUACUUACGACCCAAACACUGGCUAUUAUUAUGACUCCACAACUGGUCUCUAUUAUGAUGCAAACACAGGGUAUUACUAUAAUGGAACAACAGGAAGGUUCCUCCACUGGGAUGCACAGCAACAGCAGUACUAUAUAGUCAACCAAGAUGGAUCUUUGUCUGCAAUGGACAGUGAAGGCAAUCCUUUGGCAGCCACUGCAGCACAAGCAGAAAAAGUCAAAGCGAAGCCUACAGGCUCAAGUGCAAGAAAAAUUGCGAAGGAUAUGGAAAGAUGGGCAAAGAAGAUGAAUGAGGCCAAAUUGGCUAAACAUAAUGCUGUUAAACAAGCCCAAAUAAUGCAAAAAGAACAAGAAGCACGAGAAGAAGCUAUUAGGAGGCAAAUACAAAAUGAGAUCAUGUUACAAAAUGCUGCUGCUGCUGCCACAUCUGCCCAAAGCAAGUCAGAUGCUGUCAAGAUUACAUCAAAAACAUUGUUUAGUGCUGAAGAAGAUGACAGCAGGCAGUCCCUUGCUGCUCUGAUUGCAGCAAAAACAGAUCCUAAAGGCCUUGGAUCAAGCCUAGUUGCAGAAUAUGGUGACGAUUCUGAUGAUGAUCAAUCUGAAAAGCUCAUUGACUGGGAUAAACUUACUUGUCUACUCUGCAAAAGGCAAUUCCCGAACAAAGACAUCUUAACAAAACAUCAGCAGAUGUCUGAUUUGCACAAGCAAAAUUUGGAAAAAUUCAAGCAGAAGCAUAGAUGAAUUGGUAUAAUGCUUGAAGGCAAAAUUUUAAACCAUUGCAUACAGGAUAAACCAGCAGACCAUGCAACACAAUGUAUCCGCAACCAUGCCAAAUAGUGUACAUGUACAAGGAAGGCAGCAGUCCAUCUGAGAUGAGGGAAUGCCUGUUUAUUUGUAUUUUGUUGCAGCAUCUUGGGAUGACAAUUUUAACUUGCCGUGUUCCAGACUUGAUCUCAAUGUUGUAAUGCAGCUCUAGUCAAUCCUUUGGUCUCAAUGUUCUAGAAGGGAUCAGUUUUGUAACAAUGACUUUGUUUUUAGUGUUGUCUUUUCUUUAUAUCAGACUAUUGACAAAACAAAGUGUGUGCUUGAGGAAAAGAUGUCUAAUUUUUUUAAUCUGUCAUAAUGAUUUGGUAGAUUUUUUGAUUAAGUUGCAAUUUGAAACUAUUUUCCAGA
This is a messenger RNA of Rhopilema esculentum, 3154 nucleotides long. RefSeq names its product RNA-binding protein 5. The record is from RefSeq and is a predicted model, not a curated record. Gene Ontology annotation, cellular component: nucleus. Gene Ontology annotation, molecular function: RNA binding. Lineage: Eukaryota; Metazoa; Cnidaria; Scyphozoa; Rhizostomeae; Rhizostomatidae. Gene Ontology annotation, biological process: mRNA splicing, via spliceosome.